Bactrocera oleae (olive fruit fly) is the source of this 1151-nucleotide messenger RNA. RefSeq names its product mitochondrial ribosomal protein L24 (gene mRpL24). Gene Ontology annotation, biological process: translation. Gene Ontology annotation, cellular component: ribosome; mitochondrion. Lineage: Eukaryota; Metazoa; Arthropoda; Insecta; Diptera; Tephritidae. Gene Ontology annotation, molecular function: structural constituent of ribosome; RNA binding. The record is from RefSeq and is a predicted model, not a curated record.
AGCUAUCCUGUUUUAUAUUUUGUUUAUAAAUCUCUUGUUGACUAGUCGGUAUAAAAUGCACAUAGAAAAUCAUCAAUUCGUUUUACUCUGGAGAAUGGAGCAAAUGAGUGCUAUGCAAUGCAGAACAGCUGAUUACUACAGAGUUGCAUUGGGAUAAAACAAAAAGUUAUUAAAUGAAAUACAUCGUAAUAAGCAGAUAAGUUGGGAAUAAGUGCUCGUUAAACAACUGUCAGUAGUCAGCUGUUUGUUAACAUUCCUCCAAAUUGCAUUCACGCGUUUGCCAUUACAUUUCGAUUGAUUUUAUAACAAUAAGUUCUGAAGAAGAUGAGGCUAACACAAUUUUUGGGCACUAAAUUAAAAAACUUCUCAAAUUUUCCGAAGGAAUACAUUGAGAGAAGCAAAAAGCAGGUCUAUUGGAAAACACCAUCUGGUGUGCCAAAUUACAUACAACGCACGGUUGAGCGUAAGCGUUUUCGAUAUACAACAAAUCGGCCAUGGACAGGUCAGUUUAGACAGCAAAAUAUGCCCGGUACUAUACGCAAAAAGGUCUUUCUGAAUCCAGUGGAUGAAUGGGGUUUCUUUCGUGGUGAUCGUGUUGAAGUGCUUGUUGGUAAAGAUAAAGGCAAACAAGGUAUUGUUACACAGGUUAUACCAGAACGCAAUUGGGUGAUGGUAGAAGGUCUGAACUGGCAUUAUCGUACAGUAGGUGCCGAAGAAGGUUUUCCAGGCAUAUUGAUUAAAUCUGAGGCACCUUUAGAUGUUACAAAAGAUCUACGAUUAGUUGAUCCCUCGGACUUGCAAGGCACAGAAUACGAAUGGCGCUAUACUGAAGAGGGUGAGAAGGUGCGCGUAUCCGCGCGUACUGGCCGCCUUAUACCCAUACCAGAAACGAAUAAUCAAACACACGAUUAUAAGACGCCGGGCGCAUAUAUCGAACGCGAAAAGGAUACACCCGCCGCUGUUGUAUCCGAAAUAACUUUCCAACCUAAAUUGUCCACAUUUGAAAUGGAUAUUAUGGAAGAGAUGGGCAUUGAGGAAGAACGUAUACCAAAGAAGACAUACUGGUAUUAAGUUUAACGACGUUUUUUUUAAACAAUGCUUUAAUUUGUUAAUAAAUAUAAACUAUAAAUAAAAUGUAUAAUGAAAAAUUU